CUCGCGCUUCGGCGCUGCCCCACACAGCAGUCGCCAUCACCUCGUGCUUUGGGGCACUGCACGUCCAGCUGGAAUCGCGCAAGUGCACCGUGAUCUUGUCGCACGACCGAUGUGGGAAUUCCGUGGAUGAAUGGUGCCAUUCUUGAAUUGGCACCGACACCCACCGCGACAUGAAGUACUUUUCCCCGCAGCCGAUGCACUCGAGUGCCCCCGCCGUGGAUCGAAAACGGGCCUCGUCGACCGCCAUGGCCACCGGGACGUGGACCUCAUGCGAGCACAAGCGGUUCCUCGCUGCGAUCGAACUAUAUCCUCAAGGCCCGUGGAAAGCGAUCGCCAAGUACGUCGGCACCCGGACGCCCCGCCAAGCGCAAACCCACGCCCAAAAGUACCGCGAGAAGCUUCUUCGUCAGGAGAUGCGACCACUCGUGCCGACGACAUCCGACCACCGGGACAAUCCCAACGUGAAGCUGAACGUCGAGACGUUGGAUGUCGUCCAGCUGCCAUCCCACGAAAUCAAAACGGACGUGAUCUGCACUGCGCAAGACGUGAGCGAGUGGGACGCUGUGCUCCCGAUGGACGACGCGAUGGCGUUCCUGGUGGACCUCGUCGACUGCAGCGAAUGGCCUUUAUGACUCGACUGGACCGAAUGCCUCCUCGCCAAUGCCUCCUCGCUCCUUCGGCAGCGACGCGGACGGCGUCACCCUGCCGCGUGCGUUUGCCAUGAUCUAUAAACCCCCGUAGUAAUUUAUCGUGAAUUAAACCAGUCACACUUCGAUCC
Molecule: messenger RNA, 778 nt
Organism: Aphanomyces invadans
Lineage: Eukaryota; Oomycota; Saprolegniomycetes; Saprolegniales; Verrucalvaceae
Exons: 1
Coding region: 131-724 (197 amino acids)
Source: RefSeq, a predicted model, not a curated record